AUGACAUUUGCCCACCUCUCUGUUUUCCUCCUGGUCUGCGCUAUGACUGUCCGCGGUGACUCUAGCUGGACAGACGAUGAUGCUUUCCAGUCGGCUAUUCUCAAUACCACCAACUCGUACAGGAGCGCACAUGGUGCUGACGCGUUAACUUGGGACGAUACUCUCGCUUCGUAUGCCCUAAACCAUACCCAGACGUGCGUGUUUGAGCAUAGCGACGGAUCGUACGGCGAGAACCUUGCCGCCGGGUACGACUCUCCGGAGGCGUCGGUCGAAGCCUGGGGCGACGAGGGGGAUUCCUAUAACUGUAGUGACCCAGGCUACUCGGACGAUACAGGCCAUUUCACGCAGUUGGUGUGGAAGAGUACCACCACUGUGGGAUGUGCGCGGGUCGAUUGCGAUGGAACUAAUGAUACACCAGGGUGGUAUGUCACUUGUGAAUACAACCCCGCUGGUAACAUUGUUGGCGACGACAACCAGUACUUCAUUGAUAAUGUUCAGUGUUGAGGGGACCCUCGAAAGGCUGAUGGGUGGUUGGUUUCUUCCCUUCGUGCGAUGCGAUCCUCUGUACCUCCGAAUUUGACAUCCCGAGUUCAGAGAUCAAUGCCAUAAAAUGU
This is a messenger RNA of Guyanagaster necrorhizus, 614 nucleotides long. RefSeq names its product PR-1-like protein. Lineage: Eukaryota; Fungi; Basidiomycota; Agaricomycetes; Agaricales; Physalacriaceae. The record is from RefSeq and is a predicted model, not a curated record. Gene Ontology annotation, cellular component: extracellular region. Bases 1 to 504 code for a protein of 167 amino acids. The transcript is spliced from 4 exons.